This is a messenger RNA of Tachysurus fulvidraco (yellow catfish), 4253 nucleotides long. It is a transcript of the gene kcnh7a, whose product is annotated as potassium channel, voltage gated eag related subfamily H, member 7. Gene Ontology annotation, molecular function: inward rectifier potassium channel activity. Gene Ontology annotation, cellular component: membrane. The transcript has 16 exons. The record is from RefSeq and is a predicted model, not a curated record. Bases 588 to 4067 code for a protein of 1159 amino acids. Gene Ontology annotation, biological process: membrane repolarization during action potential; potassium ion transmembrane transport. NCBI's taxonomy places the organism in Eukaryota, Metazoa, Chordata, Actinopteri, Siluriformes, Bagridae.
CGUGCUUCAGGCUGUUGGACGCUGUUGUCUCAGAUACGGUUUCCUCGCGCACGACCAUACAGCGGACCGACGUCACUGGUUGUCAGCUGACUCAAGCGCGCGGCCACAUCCACUGCCGUACUAAUCAGUACGCAGAGAACAGAGCGCCGGUGCUAUGAGCGGGACGUGCGGUUUUGACAUGCGGUGUGUACGCCGUUUCGCCUUUUCCACGCGCGCCCUUAGCUCAGUGAUGUGCGUGCACUCGCGCCCGCACUCGCGGCUGCGUGCUGCCCCGGUUUCUUGCGUAAGAACGACAAGCGGGAAAGACGAGCCGUGAAGAUCGGAGGCGCGCGCACAAAGGACACAUAAAUUCCGCCGGAAUGACGACUUGUGACGGAGGUCCCCGUGCAUCCGCACUCCGCCGCUCGUAACACACACACACACACACACACACACACACACACACACACACACACACACACACACACACACACACACACACACACACACACACACACACACACACACACACACACACACACACACACACACACACACAAACACACACAGAGCCUCGUUUGGCGCCGUUGGAUUUCCACGCGAUCAUCAUGCCGGUGCGGCGGGGCCACGUCGCGCCGCAAAACACCUUCCUGGGGAUCAUUAUCCGUAAAUUCGAGGGUCAGAAUAAGAAGUUUGUGAUAGCAAAUGCCCGCGUGCAAAACUGCGCCAUCAUCUUCUGCAAUGACGGCUUCUGCGAAAUGACUGGCUUCUCACGGCCAGACAUCAUGCAGAAGCCGUGCACAUGCGACUUCCUGCACGGCCAGCUGACGAAGCGGCACGCCGUUGCACAGAUAGCGCAGGCCCUGCUCGGCUCGGAGGAGAGGAAAGUGGAGAUCACGUACCACCGCAAGGAUGGUUCGGAUUUCCUGUGCAACACCCACAUCAUCCCGGUGAAGAACGAAGAGGGCGUGGUCAUGAUGUUCAUCCUGAGCUUUGACUACAUCAUGGAUGACGGGAGCAUGGACUCGCUGGAGCGCAUCAACUUCACAUCACCGUCCAGACCCCAACACCGAAAGGGCCGUUUCUUCCGCUUUCGCCUCCCCGUGGCGCUAAGCAUGCUGGGACUCAGUAAGCAGUCCCUUCCUCAGGAGGACCCGGACGAGGUGACCGUCUGCUCGCCCGAACAAAUGGACAUGCGCUCGUCCUGCGCCUCUUCUUCCUCCCUGUCUCUAUCGCUCUCGCCACACGAGAUUCACCCGUCCACACAAGACAGCUGCAGCCCCUCGUACGCCAAUGACACCAGGGCUCUGAUAGGUCAAACCCUGCUGGACUCCUCCUCUCCUGCCUCCGGACCUCAGGACCAAUCUUCACCGAGGGACACGAGGGAAAGGACCGAACCUUCCGGAUCGGUGGCCAGCGGGAGCGUGUGUACGCUGCGUAGAGCCUCGUCCACACGUGACCUCGAGGGCUUUAACACUCACGUGGACAGUACGUACCGCGGUCGCCAUGCUAGUGAAGUAUCUCGCUCUUGGAUGGCUGGGGGACCGUUCAGCCAGAUCAGGUGCAGUCUUCUGGGCUCGACGUCCGACUCGAACCUCACCAAAUACAGCACCAUCAACAAGAUCCCGCUCAUCACGCUCAACUUCUCCGAGACCAACAACGACAAACGCCCCCCUUCACCCCCCUCCUCGGAGAAAACCAUCAUCGCACCGAAGGUCAAAGAUCGUACGCACAAUGUCACGGAGAAGGUCACUCAGGUUCUGUCGUUGGGGGCCGACGUACUUCCAGAGUACAAGCUCCAGACUCCACGCAUGGACAAGUUCACCAUCCUGCACUACAGCCCGUUCAAGGCCGUGUGGGAUUGGCUCAUCCUGCUGCUUGUCAUAUACACCGCCAUUUUCACACCAUACAGCGCCGCCUUCUUGCUCAACGACCCCGAGGAGAAGAACCGGCGCGCGUGCGGCUACUCGUGUAACCCGCUUAACGUGGUGGACCUCAUCGUGGACAUCAUGUUCAUCGUCGACAUCCUCAUCAACUUCCGCACCACGUACGUCAAUGCCAACGAAGAGGUGGUCAGCCACCCGGCCAAGAUCGCCGUGCACUACUUUAAAGGAUGGUUCCUCAUCGACAUGGUCGCCGCCAUUCCCUUCGACUUCCUCAUAUUCGGAUCGGGCUCGGAGGAGACUACAAUUCUGAUCGGUCUGCUAAAGACGGCCCGGCUGCUCCGACUGGUGCGCGUGGCCCGUAAGCUGGACCGUUACUCCGAGUACGGUGCGGCAGUGCUCAUGCUGCUGAUGUGCAUCUUUGCGCUGAUCGCUCACUGGCUGGCGUGUAUCUGGUACGCCAUCGGAAAUGUCGAGAAACCCUAUCUGGAUCACACCAUCGGAUGGCUCGACAACCUCGGCAUGUCCAUCGGCAAGCAGUACAACUACAGCGACCCCUCGUCGGGCCCGUCAAUCAAGGACAAGUACGUGACGGCGCUGUAUUUUACGUUCAGCAGCCUGACGAGCGUCGGCUUCGGGAACGUCUCGCCCAACACUAACUCGGAAAAGAUCUUCUCCAUCUGCGUCAUGCUCAUCGGAUCCCUGAUGUAUGCCAGCAUCUUUGGGAAUGUUUCGGCCAUCAUCCAGCGUCUGUACUCGGGUACGGCUCGAUAUCACCUCCAGAUGCUCCGCGUCAAAGAGUUCAUCCGCUUCCACCAGAUCCCCAACCCGCUGCGCCAGAGGCUGGAGGAGUAUUUCCAACACGCAUGGACCUACACCAACGGCAUCGACAUGAACAUGGUACUGAAGGGAUUCCCUGAGUGUCUGCAGGCAGACAUCUGUCUACAUCUAAAUCAGACUCUGCUGCAGGGCUGUAAGGCCUUCCAAGGUGCCAGUAAAGGAUGUCUGCGUGCUCUGGCUAUGCGCUUUAAGACGACGCACGCGCCGCCAGGCGAUACCCUGGUACACUGCGGGGAUGUGCUCACCGCUCUGUAUUUCCUUGGCCGAGGGUCUAUAGAGAUCCUAAAGGACGACAUCGUCGUGGCCAUUUUAGGCAAGAACGAUAUUUUUGGUGAGAUGAUCCAUUUAUACGCCAAGCCUGGCAAAGCCAACGCCGACGUGCGAGCUCUCAGCUACUGUGACUUGCACACCAUCGAAAGAGAGGAGCUGCUGGAGGUGUUGGACAUGUACCCAGAGUUUGCCGACUACUUCUGGUCCAGCCUGGAGCUCACGUUUAACCUGCGCGAUGAGAACGCCACGUCCAGCGGUGUUCGCCAGAGGAACCUGUACACAGCAGCGAGCGACUCGGAGCAGGAGGAGAUCAACCCCAGGGCAAAAGCCUGCUUUAAGGGCAAGACGUCUACAGGGACUCCCUGUCGCUACACAGUAGUGGAGAGAAACCGAGGCAGGGACAGAGACACACUGCAGGGACAGGAGGAAGAGGAGAAGAAGCAAGGUGAUGAAGAGGCAGAUGAGAUAGCGGAAGAGAGAAAUUUGGGCUUGGGGAUGCUCGGCCACCCCCUCCCUCUCAACCUGAGCACGCUCCAGGACAGACACACUAGGGAUUGUGUAACACUUCAUAAAGACGUGUGUGUCGACAAAUGGCCUUGUGGGAACAUCGAUGACUCUGCACAAUCUCAGGACCGAGAGGGCGGAGUCGACUGCGACAGCGACAUCACGUUCGGGGAAAUGGAGCAAAGGCUGGACUUGCUGCAGGAACACCUGAACAGACUGGAGGUUCAGAUGACGUCUGACAUCCAGGCCAUCCUGCAGAUGCUGCAGAGACAGAGCGCCUUGGGGCCUCCAGCCUACAGCACUUUAGCCUCAAGCCCUGAAUACAACAAACCUGCCAUCCGAGUGCAGCCUGUUAUCGCUGGACACACACAGAGUCCUGAUUUAGAGCCCAGUGAGACAAACAACCCCAAAGACCGCACACUUCCCCCUGCCAUGGAGACGAGCUCUGACGUAAGCAGGAUUAAAGACUCCGAGUGGGAGGCGGAGCUAAGACCGAUACAGGAAACGGAGCCCGAUUCGUCUCAUGAUGGCACGACACCAGGUCUCCACAGGCCCUCUUCUGACCCCGGGCUUCCAGGGAGCCGGCAUUAGGUCAUCAAAGACUUGUUUAUAAUGCAUUAUAACCAUAUCUGGAAGUAGGAUGCCAGAGACGAACUUCUCUCACACUGAAAACCAGCGCACGCUGGACUCAGGGUACAGAGUGAAAGUGUGAGUGAGAGAGAGAGAGAGAGAGAGAGAGAGAGAGAGAGAGAGAGAAAGAGAGAAGAAAAUUCUGUA